AGACUCCAUUCCCCAUAAGGCCAUUCUUUCCCUCCUGUUGCUACGGACUACGAACUUUGUUGGGGAUUCCGCGAAGCACUGCUAAGCGUGAACAUCAACGUCAGCAAUGGUGAUUUGCAAUGGCUGAAAAAUCCAAAAAUGACCCGCUGUACGGCCCACCCCUGGAUCUGUCAUUCAAGUGCCUCAAUUCGGUGGAAGAAGCCAUGUCUGAGGAACCCCGUGCUGGUCUGCGUCCACUACUACGCUCCCCAGAAGGAAAGGUCUGCAGUAGAGCUGUAAAACUUAAUAAUAAUAUCUUGUCAGAUCUGAGGAACUUCACACAGGUCAUGGAUUUCUUUCUACAGGACAUCAAGUUGCUCUCUUGGAUUGACCUUUCUUUUAACGAUCUCAGCACAAUUGAACCAGUUCUGACUUCUUUUAAAGACUUGAAGGUGCUGUACCUCCAUGGCAAUGGCAUUCCCAAAAUGUCUGAAGUGGACAAACUUGCAGUGCUGCCCCACCUGCAGAACUUAACUUUGCACGGAAAUCCCAUCGAAGGAGAGAAGGGAUACAGGAACUAUGUGAUUACAGUCCUACCUCAUUUAAAAAACCUAGACUUCAGCGGAGUGACGAAACAGGAACGAGGAAUGGCAAAGCUGUGGAAACGGACCUUAAGCCGACAUGGCAAGCGGACGGCGGAUGAUUAACUUACCUUACAGACCACUGUAGUCAUCUGUCCUUCACAGUAGAAUUUGACCCUAAAUGUUAAAGUAUGUGAGCCCAGUUUUUUGGGGGGGGGGGGGGGGGGCACGGUGACAGUUUAGACAAAGCCAAACUGCUCUCUUUAUUAUUGUCUCACUAAAUAAUGAAUAUUGUAUUAAUUAAGAAAGCAGAUACAAUUUAACAUGAAAAUUCUGUAUAUGGAACUAGAAAAGGUGCUAAAUGCAAGUCCUGCAUUGUCUGGGAUUUGUUCAAAUCAAUGUGUAGAUUAUAUGUAACAUUUUAACUUUUUCCUAAAGUUUUGAAGAUUUUACUUAAUGGAAUUAUGGUUUAUUUUUGAGAAAAUAGAAGCAUAUUGGAUAUGUGCAUCUGAAAUCUGCUAUGUAAUCGUGUAAAGAGUUUCAUGGUUCAAGAACUGUGGACACUCUUGGACAGUCAUUAGGGAACCGGAAGGGUUUUGAGCUCGAGAGUGUUAGGUGCGAAAGUGUUAUUGAGUUUCUGAGGAAUUGAGAGCCAGGAUAGGAACUGAGAAACUCCACUGGAGACCACGUGGAGUAGGAGAGCCAGAAAUAUGCAGGCAAGUAAAAAGGGGGCUCACUGGGUUAGAGACUGCACUUCUGGGGGCUGUCCUUGUUCUUGAACCACUCUUUAAAUUAACUCUUAAAACAAAGCCUAAAUAAACAAGACAAGAUUUGGAAACAUUCAUCUCACAACUGGUCCGGGGAAGCCAUUGUGGCUCCUUGAAUUCAAUCCAGUACCAGUUUUUAAUCUGAUGUCAGUUCCCAAUUACCUGAAUUAACUUUCUUUUCAUACAAUAUGCAACAAGAAACAAUUCCAGAAUAAAACAGAAUUAUUCAGAUAGAGCAUCUUUCCGCCAUUGCAUGUUGCAUCAGAAAUAUAAAAUACGCUCUCUUUAGUUAUCUACAUGCACGUUGUGGUGUCAGUACAUGGGAGUCCAUCCGCUUUCAUAAUCUUAGGUUUCUUCAUUUGAUUCAAAUUUACUUUCUUCUCUGUAACCAAUCAACCCUGACUGACAGCAAGCUGCUCAAGUUAAUGUCAGAAUUCUGCAAAACAGAAAGGAAAAAAACACACAGCAACCACCGAGUCCUUUAAGCCCUGAAAAGAAAAAGCAGAAGAAGAACCCGUGAGCUGCUAGUUACAAAAUCAUUAUUUGGUUAGGGACUUCCUGUUUGGUUAAGUUUCUUGUGCUUACACGAGAUUUUUUUUGUUGUCAUGCUUUGUGCUGAUCACACCAGAAUGACAACCGCCGGUCUCUCUUAAUUAAUAUUUGGAAAGGGUCACCUAAAAUUUGUUCUUGGGAAAUUUCAUUGGUCUGUUUCACAUCGUCCACAUUAAAAAGCCAAUUCGA
This is a messenger RNA of Erpetoichthys calabaricus (reedfish), 2068 nucleotides long. RefSeq names its product leucine rich repeat containing 51 (gene lrrc51). Lineage: Eukaryota; Metazoa; Chordata; Cladistia; Polypteriformes; Polypteridae. The record is from RefSeq and is a predicted model, not a curated record. Gene Ontology annotation, molecular function: protein binding. Bases 120 to 686 code for a protein of 188 amino acids. The transcript has 5 exons.